Molecule: messenger RNA, 1121 nt
Organism: Suricata suricatta (meerkat)
Lineage: Eukaryota; Metazoa; Chordata; Mammalia; Carnivora; Herpestidae
Gene: CLEC2L
Product: C-type lectin domain family 2 member L
Exons: 5
Source: RefSeq, a predicted model, not a curated record
CCCGCCGCCCGCCCCGCGCCCGCCCCCGCAGCGCCCAGGCCGCGUUCGCCGGCAGAGGUGGAGGGCCGCGCACCCGAGGGGCAGCUGCGACGAUCGGGGUCGGGCUAUGAGGGCAGCACCAGCUGGAAGGCGGCCUUGGAGGACACCACCACACGUCUCCUGCUGGGGGCCAUCGCAGUCCUCCUGUUCGCCAUCCUGGUGGUAAUGAGCAUCUUGGCUUCCAAGGGCUGUAUCAAGUGUGAAGCGCCCUGCCCAGAGGACUGGCUGCUUUACGGAAGGAAAUGCUACUUCUUCUCUGAGGAGCCGAGAGACUGGAACACGGGCCGGCAGUACUGCCAGAGUCACGAGGCGGCGCUCGCUGUGAUUCAGAGCCAGAAGGAGCUGGAGUUUAUGUUCAAGUUCACGCGGAGGGAGCCCUGGAUUGGCCUGCGCAGAGUGGGGGACGAAUUCCACUGGGUCAACGGGGACCCGUUUGACCCGGACACAUUCUCCAUCUCGGGCCUGGGAGAGUGCGUCUUCGUGGAGCCCACGAGGCUGGUGUCAACGGAGUGUCUGAUGACCCGGCCCUGGGUGUGCAGCAAGAUGGCCUACACGUGAGGUGGGUCAGGCCAGAGGCGGCCCUCCAGCCAGGCUCCGAGACCUGCCCACCCCAGGCUCUUCUCCAAGGCGAAGCAGUGAGGAGGGUGGCCUCCGCCCGGCCCCCAUCUAGGGCCCACAGCCCUGGUUCCUGGUCUCCUCGGCCCCAGGCAGGUCCUGUGGCUCAGCCGUCAAACCCCACAUGCUCAGUAGCAUAGGUGUCCCCCAAACACACACGCACACACACGCAUGCACGAAUACGUAUGCACAGGGUUCCUUCUCAAGUUCAGAGUCCACCCUUAGCCACCCCAGCAAGUCCCUCCCUGGCCCCAGGCCUGGAAUCCUUCUUCCGGCACCAACACAGAGUGCAUUACAGUCAUUUCUCCGGGGUGCUGGAGAGGCAGGGAGUAAGCCUUCCUCUCGCUGGGCCCCCUCCAUCCACCCUGUUUGCCUUGCCCGGGGUUCUCAGGCAGGCCCCCGCUGCGUCUGUGGUGCUGUGGUGUUGGUCACUGAUGGAAUAAAGACAUGACUGGCGUCCAGAGAAA